Gasterosteus aculeatus aculeatus (three-spined stickleback) is the source of this 3912-nucleotide messenger RNA. RefSeq names its product globoside alpha-1,3-N-acetylgalactosaminyltransferase 1. Gene Ontology annotation, cellular component: vesicle; membrane; Golgi apparatus. Gene Ontology annotation, biological process: carbohydrate metabolic process. Gene Ontology annotation, molecular function: hexosyltransferase activity. Lineage: Eukaryota; Metazoa; Chordata; Actinopteri; Perciformes; Gasterosteidae. The record is from RefSeq and is a predicted model, not a curated record.
GGAGAGGGGCGGGGCCUGGGGCAGCUCCCAGAGCAGGAAGCGGGCGUUCGGCAUUCUGAGGUUACACUUCCUGCUUCAAAGCGCAGAGAGCAGCCCGCUGUGUAGAAGGCCGGCCCACUGGAAGUGAAUCAAGGAACCAGGAGGGGAGGAAUCAAAGACAGGUAUUUAUACAAAUGAGACAUUGUCCCUAAAUGUAACUUGUGACAAGGGAACAUUUACAUGUAGAGUUCGUCCUGUGUGUUUCUUCAGGGUUUCCUAUAUUAGGUUUAUAUUUCCUUUAGUUAAGUCACUCUAGUGCCGCGAGCCACACAGCACGUGGACGUGUUUGCCACAUAUUCAUGUCAGUGUUGAACAGCCAUGCAUGGAAAUAUAAUUAUGAAUUAUGUAAUAUAAAACUUUUUUUUUUACUUGCACACUUAUUCGUGGGGGGGUUAUGCCACUCUGUUAUAAUGGCAGGGGAAACACUGCUGUAUAUGCUUCCUUUUCAGCAAUGUUAUAUAUUAUAUAUAUAUAUAUAUAUAUAUAUAUAUAUAUAUGAAAACAUUGCUUAAACUUCCAUUGUUAUGCACACAAUACUCAAUUGGCUCAAGCCAGAAGAGACCGACCAGCUUGUAAAGAAUGUCUUGGAGACAUCAAAACUUGGAUGACCUGGAACUUCCUGAUGCUACUCAGACAAGACAGAAGUCAUCUGUUAGAGCGCCUUCGAAGUCAGCUGUCUGGUGAUAGUUUCUCUGGAUGGAGUUGCUCUGGUAUCCAGCAGCAUCGUGAAGAAUGUUGGACUUCUCUUGGACCAGGAUAUGUCCUUCAACUCUCAUAUAAAGAAGACUUCAAGGACUGCCUUUUAUUAAUCUACAUAAUCUAUCGGGUUAGCCUGGACCAGCCCUUAAUGUAGCUGCUAUAGGCCUAGACUGCCGGGGGACACCGAGCUCCUCUCGAUCUUUCUCUCUCCAUCUAUAAUAAUUACCAUCUCGUUAAUUCAAAUCACUAAUUCAGCUUCUUCCCCAGAGUUUUUUUUAUACUUUCUCGCCUCGCAGGUUUCCGUAGAUCGUGGUUCCGUCUGGACCCUGUUCCUGACUGCUGACACCCAACGGAGUACUUGUGCUUUGUUGCCUUGCAGGUUUCCGUUACUACUCACAAUACUCAUUUCUGUUAUAGGAAUUGAAUGUAUUGUACAUCUUUUACAUUGUUCAUUCUGUACACAUGACAUCCAUUAUAGAUCCUCCUCUGACGUUCUCACUAAGGUUCCUUUUUUUGUGGGGGGGGGUUGUUUCCUGUGCCGACGUGAGGGUUCUGGUAUGGAGGAUGUUGCCUGUGUACAGACUGUGAAGCCCUCUGAGGCAAAUUUGUCAGUUACAUUUUUAAGCUAUACAAAAUAAAAUGAAUUAAGUGGAAUUUUUUGGCUCUAAAUGAACUUGAACUCUCCUUCACAGUGUGUCAACACUACGGACUGAACUGGACUAGGACUAACAGACUAGCUACUCCUAAGAGAAGGGGUCUGUUCAGACCCGCUGGACCUCGUUUCAGUUGAUAAAGUUUGGAAUAAGGAUUCCGACCGUGUUGAUCAGGACUACGGUGGUGGAACUGAGACUUUAAAAUGAUCCACUUGAUCAACGUUAAAUCUUUGACCGCGGUCCUGGUGAUCUUGGGAGUGCUGUUCUUAUACAGCUUCCUGUCAUACAGCAGAACAUCACACCAGCAGAACAUCACAGCAGAGAACAGAUUGUCUGCUGAUGUCGUUGCUGUUGGUAAUGAGUUCCACCUGGUGGCUCCUGAGCAUCUGCAGUAUGAGCAGCCAAGUAUCGUACAGGGUCGUAUCGACGUGGUGGCGGUGACGCCCUGGCUGGCUCCUAUUGUGUGGGAGGGAACCUUUAACCCGGUUCUACUCGACAGCAUCUACAAACCAAAGAACAUUACCAUCAUAGCCACCGUGUUUGCUGUAGGAAAGUACAUCAUGUUCCUGAAGAGGUUCUUGGAGACAGCCGAGCAGCACUUCUUCGUUGGUUUCAAAGUGCACAUUUAUGUGUUCACAGACCGGCCCAAUGAGGUACCCCCAGUCACAAUGGCCUCUGGCAGACGGCUGAUUGUGCGGUUGGUGCCCACCGCCAAGCGUUGGCAGGAGAUCUCGGCUCGGAGAAUGGAGCUCAUCCAGAUGGUGAUCGAAGAGCAGCUUCCUAACAACAGAAACUACAUCUUUUGCCUGGACGUGGACUCCCAGUUCCACGGCCGCUGGGGGAGCGAGUCGCUGGGUGGACUCGUGGCUGUGACGCAUCCAGGUUAUUACAGGGACCCACGCAGCAAGUUCCCCUACGAGCGAAGACCAUCAUCGAGAGCCUACCUGGCUCCUGGGGAGGGAGACUUCUACUACUGCGGGGGUGCCUUUGGGGGUCUGCUACAGGAGGUGCAUCACCUCGCCAAAACCUGCCGCCACAACUUUGAGGCUGACGCCCAGGAGGGCAUUGAAGCUGCCUGGCAGGAGGAGAGUCACCUCAACAGGUACAUGUGGAUCAACAAGCCCAGUAAGGUGCUCUCACCCGAGUACCUUUGGCAGGACUUCAAACCCCGAAAUCCAGAAGUUCACAUUGUCAGGUUCUCCGGAGUUGUCAAGAACUAUGCUGACAUCCGACCCAAUGCCUGAGAGUCGGAACCGAUUCAUGUAGAAGAUACUUUUUUAAAGUUAAUCACACUUGUUGCACAGCCACAGACUCUUACCCACUUCUUCACCUGACUGUCAGUGAUGGAGUCCUUACCUGAACUAUUACCACACGCCACAGAAGUACAAUAAACUAAAAGAGGCAUUUACCUGCUAUUGUGGUUGUAACCCUCCUCACAGUAGAAGAGAUCAUCAUGCUACAAUUCUAUUAGUUAUUUGAGACCUUCAAAUUUUAAAUUGACUGCAGGAAACUAAUAAAACAUCAUACAAAACCAACAGCGAUGUAGGUGAGAUCAGUUUUAAUCCAAAUCAUUUAUCCCCCAUUGCGUAUUAGGCUUAUUAGCAAAAUGUACAAUUUCUGAGCAGUAGACGAGAACAGCUUAAAUAGGUCAAUUGAACCAGUAUUACCAGGGCUUCCAUCCAAAUUCUACACAAAAUUCUACUUGAUGCAUAACAGAUUCAGUACUUGGCCCCCUUUGCUGUUCUCACCUGCUGAUGCCGAACAGCAGCUUCUGAACGCGUUCCUGAGGAAUUCGCCCAUUCCUACUGGCCAACGGCCUCCUGUUCAAGAACAUACGUGCGUUUUGUAACCGCCUCCUUCACCAGAGAUUUUCGAUGGAGUUCAAGUCAGGCAACUGUGACGGCCACUCUAGAAGCUUCCGUCUCUUCUUCUGGAACCAGGCUUUGGUGGAGCUACGCUCGGGAUCAUUGUCCUUUUGGAACGGCCAAUUUUUCCAUAUUCUUUUCAUGCUAUCAAACGUCCCUCUCAACAAACCUCUAGCCAGUCAAGCAAUGUAUGUGUUCAAUCUCAACUAAUAGAGGCCGUGAGUAGUUGCACCAAGUGUGCUUGAGAUAGGUGGUUGAAUCAUGCGGUGCUCUAGUUCUGAAGAUGCCAACAAGUGUGCUUGUUGGCAAGGGGUUGAAUUAUUUUGAAACUGCAGUAGUCAUUAAAUAGUGUCAUUUUGGGUUAAACUUGGAUUCGCCAAUAAACCUAAUGAGUAAUGCAGGUUGAAUAUUUUGGAUUGCAACUGUUCUUAUAUUACAAGGUUACUGAGGAAACAAGGCAUUCAAACCUCACAUGUUACCGUCACACGGACAUGGUUCUGGCCCCUUCUGGCUCCUGGUGCUUACAAGCCACUAGAUGGUGACACACAACAACGAGAAGGAUCCUUGGUCUCUGGAGACGGGAUCCUGUUUUCUGCCUGAAUGACAUUGAGCUACAGUCUGAUGUGAAUACUGAUUAAUAAAAAGUAAACCGCCAA